AGAAGAUCAUUUUUCUUAACUUUGUAUAAGCAUAUUCAUUCAAUCUAAUUCAUCAAAAAAAAAAAAAUCAAUCUAAGGCCAUGUUUGGUCAAUAAUAAUAAAACUCCAUCAAUUUCUCUUCACAAACCAAAUCACUCUCCAUGUUUUCCUUUCUCUUCUUCCGUCUUUCCAUUACUUUCCUUCUGCUUUCUCUUCUUCAUGUUCUUGCUUCUGCAAAUAAUACUACACAAGCAAUUUCUCUUCUAAAAUGGAAAAAUACGCUCGAUUCUUCAACCCGAUCCGCCUUGUCUUCUUGGGUUGGUGACAGCCCCUGUAAUUCUUCUUGGACUGGUAUUUCUUGCGACGACUCUGGAUCCGUCGCUAAUAUAACUCUGCCAAGUUAUGGUCUGAAAGGUACUCUUCAGAAUCUCACCUUCAUUUCAUUUCCCCGUCUGAGGUUUCUUAACCUCACCAACAACUCUAUCCAUGGCGGAUUUCCUUCUCAAAUCGGCGAUCUUUUAAAACUCGACACGCUUGACUUGUCGAAUAAUGAAAUCUCAGAUUCGAUUCCUCAAGAAAUCGGAAAGUUAAGCUCUGCUACUUACAUUGAUUUAUCAAACAAUCGUCUAUCCGGUGUAAUUCCCAAUUCUAUCGGAAACUUGACAGAGCUUUCGGUUCUUUAUCUUGGUCAGAAUCAACUUUCCGGUUCAAUACCUGAAGAUAUCGGAAUGUUAAAGUCGCUCACUGAUUUUCAGUUAUCAUCUAAUUUUCUGACCGGCUCAAUUCCACCUUCUAUAGGGAACUUGUCAAACCUGUCAAUUCUUUAUCUUGACGACAACAAACUCUCCGGUUUCAUACCUCAAGAAAUCGGAAAAUUGAGAUCCUUAAGUGAACUCGCGUUGUUAAACAAUAAUCUGACCGGUUCAAUUCCGUCUUCCAUAGGAAACCUGACGAACCUCGAGAUGCUUAUUCUUUUCAACAACUCACUCUCUGGUUCCAUACCUCAAGAAAUUGGAAAAUUGAAAUCUCUCACUCACCUUGUAUUAUCAUUCAAUUUUUUCACAGGUUCAGUCCCGGCUUCCAUAGGGAGCCUGACAAAUCUAUCAGAACUCUAUUUCGGUAGCAAUAAACUUACUGGAAUACUUCCUUUAGAGCUUAAUAGUCUUACUCAUUUAAAAGCUUUUGAUGCAUUUUCUAAUAAAAUAAGCGGCCGUUUACCUGAAAACGUCUGCCUCGGCGGAAUACUGGUGUAUUUUUCUGUUCAAGACAGUAAUUUCAGCGGUUCAGUACCGAGAACAUUGAAAAAUUGCAGCAGCUUAUGGAGGAUGCAGCUUCAGAAAAAUCAACUCACCGGGAAUAUAUCUGAAGAUUUCGGCGUGUACCCGCUUUUGACCUAUAUGGAUAUCAGUGAUAAUAAAUUUUACGGUGAGCUUUCUUGGAAAUUUGAAGAGUUUCAUAAUUUGUCAACCUUCAGAAUCUCAAACAAUAAUAUAUCUGGUCGAAUUCCAACUCAACUCGUCGAGGCAACCCAAUUGCAGUUACUUGAUCUUUCAUCAAAUCAGUUAGUAGGAGAGAUUCCGAAGGAAUUUGCGAAGUUGAAGCUGAUAAAACUAUCUAUAUAUUAUAUAAUUGAGAGGAUCAACGGAGGCCUCUCAUUGAUUUCUAUACAAACCUCAUUCCAUCUUCAAGCAAAAAUCAGCAAACAAUUCAAGCCCAAAUCAGCUAAAAAAACCAAGGUCAAAUUCUCUGCACUGCAUGUCACUAUAUUCAUAAGAUUGCAAUCUGCAAAAGAGACUUCUGCCGCAACAUUAUUUACAUAUUCAGUACAUGUUUGUUGUGUUUGUCCAUAUGACAAGGAAAUUAUUCAGGAACCACGGGAUUUUACUGUUCGAGCAAAAAUCGAAAAGAUUCAAAGUGAAUUUGGGUGGUUCUACAUUGCUUGCAACAGGUGUCAAUCUAAAUUAAAGAAGGAAGAAAUUACAUUUACAUGCGACAAUUGCGAUAAAAAAUUGCAUUUACCCAUCAUGAGAUACAAAAUACAAGUGGAAGUCAAUGAUAAUACAACGACAACAACGUUUUGUGAUAAGAAUAUUUUUGGAGGAGCAAGAAAACCAAAAAUAAAAAUCACAACAGCAAACAGUUCAGCAGUUCAUAUUUUUCAAACUUUCAUCAACGAAACAAAACAGAAUAUCAAGAAGGAAAAGGAAACAAUCUCAACGGAAACAGACAAAGAAUCAAAUUCAGAGACUCAAAGUGAAGAAAAUUUAGAAAAUGAUUUCGAAAGUGAUGAGGACAAAGCUGGCAAAGAAAUAAAUGGAGCUUUUCUGAAUAAUAACAAUCUUUCAGGUGUUAUUCCUACAGAGAUAGGAUCGCUGUCUGAACUUGCGAAUCUUAACUUGGGAGCUAACAAGCUAAGUGGCGCAAUUCCGAAGCAAAUUGGAGAGAACUCAAAAUUGUUAUUCUUGAAUUUCAGCAAGAAUGAGUUUACGGAUAGUAUUCCUUCAGAGUUGAGUAAUUUAUUGACUCUUGAAAGUCUUGACCUCAGCCGGAAUUAUUUGGCGAAAGAAAUACCGUCGCAAUUGGCCAAGUUGAGGAGUCUGGAGACAUUGAAUCUCUCUUAUAAUUCUCUCUCGGGUGAAAUUCCGGCGAGUUUCGAUAAUUUGUUGAGCUUGACGGUGGUGAAUCUUUCAUACAAUGAGUUAGAGGGAGAAAUUCCCAACAUUAAAGCUUUUCAAGAAGCUUCAUUUGAUGCACUCAGAGGAAACAGAGGAUUGUGCGGUAAUAACAGUAAAUUGCAAGCUUGUUUUUCUCUUACCGGAAACAAAUUCACCGGGAAAAAGAACAAUAAGGUAUUGAAUAUUGUUUUACCAGUCUUGGGCGGUCUACUUUUAUUAUUUGUUUUAGUCGGAAUCGGAGGUUUCUUGAUCCUCAAGAAAAGAACGAGAAACAAAAAUGAUCAGAAAGAAGAAGAGUUAAAUUAUGAUGCAAUAUGGAGUCCUUACGACGAAAAUAUAAAGUACAAACAAAUUUCUGAAGCGACAGAGGGAUUCAACUCGAAGUAUUGCAUUGGCAUUGGAGGAUACGGAGCUGUCUACAAAGCAGCGCUGGAGACAGGGCGGGUGUUUGCUGUAAAGAAACUUCAUCAGUCGCAUAAUGGCGAAGAAAUAGCGGAUCUGAAAGCUUUCAGAAGCGAGAUUUCUAUAUUAACAAACAUUCGUCAUCGGAAUAUUGUGAAGUUACAUGGAUUCUGUUGGCAUGCCAAAUGCUCGUUUUUGAUUUAUGAGUACAUAGAAAGAGGAAGUCUGAGGAAGGUAUUGAGUGACGGAGAGGAAGCAAUGGAGUUUGAUUGGAGUAAGAGGCUAAAUGUUGUAAAAGGAAUAGCUAAUGCGGUGUCGUAUAUGCAUAACGAUUGCUCUCCUCCGAUUGUUCAUCGAGAUAUUUCUAGCAAUAAUGUUCUGUUGGAUUUAGAAUUUGAAGCACGAGUGUCAGAUUUUGGAACAGCUCGAUUGUUGAUGCCGGACUCGUCGAAUUGGACUUCAUUUGCAGGGACAUUUGGGUACACAGCUCCAGAGUUAGCAUACACGAUGAUAGUCAGCGAAAAAUGCGACGUAUACAGCUUUGGCGUGGUGGCGCUAGAGAUACUACUGGGAAUGCACCCGGGUGAUCUCAUUUCAUCACUUGCAUCGGCUCCGCUAAAUGAACAACGAACACUGCUGAAGAACGUGAUUGACCAACGCUUGCCGACGCCUCAAGACGGAGUUGGUGAAGGACUAAUCCAUGUUGUAAUGCUCGCAUUUGCUUGUCUCAAUUCCAAUCCCCAAUCUCGUCCAACUAUGAGUCAAGUUUCUUCAUUCUUAGCAGCGAAAUGGAAACCAUCGACAGAACCAUUUUCAUCGAUAAGAUUGGCAGAUGUUUUGAUGUGUGGAAAUCUUUUAAGUAGCCAAAUCGAUCCUUGAAAGAAUUGUUGUCAUGUAUUGAAAUUUAUUAGUCUUAUUCCGCCUUGUAUCAUUAACCAUAUGCUUCGUGUGGCUUUAAAUAAAAUAGGACCCUAGACCGAUUGAAAAAUGUAAAAUUACUGUAUAUAUUUUCUUUAUUGACAUCAA
Mercurialis annua (annual mercury) is the source of this 4082-nucleotide messenger RNA. RefSeq names its product MDIS1-interacting receptor like kinase 2-like. The transcript is spliced from 10 exons. Gene Ontology annotation, molecular function: protein kinase activity; ATP binding; protein binding. NCBI's taxonomy places the organism in Eukaryota, Viridiplantae, Streptophyta, Magnoliopsida, Malpighiales, Euphorbiaceae. Gene Ontology annotation, biological process: protein phosphorylation. The record is from RefSeq and is a predicted model, not a curated record. Bases 141 to 3935 code for a protein of 1264 amino acids.